Molecule: messenger RNA, 237 nt
Organism: Kwoniella mangroviensis CBS 8507
Lineage: Eukaryota; Fungi; Basidiomycota; Tremellomycetes; Tremellales; Cryptococcaceae
Exons: 2
Coding region: 1-237 (78 amino acids)
Molecular function (GO): hydrolase activity, acting on carbon-nitrogen (but not peptide) bonds
Source: RefSeq, a predicted model, not a curated record
AUGAGCGAUAAAGCUUUAGAAGCUGCGAAGACCAUUUACAGAGGAGUUUUCCAUCCGAUCGAAGAUUUUGCAUGCUCGGCCAAAAAGGGCAAGCUUGGUGUCAUCGCAGAAGGCGCCAUUGCCGAUUUGCUCGUACUGUCGCGCAAUCCCUUGGAGGACAUCACGGUUCUGGAUCGGCCAGAGCUCUACCUGGAUGCUGUGAGCGGAAAAGGAAAAGUAGUAUCCUGGAAGAUCUGA